Molecule: messenger RNA, 2222 nt
Organism: Glossina fuscipes
Lineage: Eukaryota; Metazoa; Arthropoda; Insecta; Diptera; Glossinidae
Product: F-box/LRR-repeat protein 20
Exons: 9
Coding region: 69-2033 (654 amino acids)
Biological process (GO): SCF-dependent proteasomal ubiquitin-dependent protein catabolic process
Cellular component (GO): SCF ubiquitin ligase complex
Molecular function (GO): protein binding
Source: RefSeq, a predicted model, not a curated record
GUUAAGUGGAAAAAGACGAAAAAAAAAGACGUCGUAAAUACGAGAAAAAUAGAAGAAAAAUCUUUUAAAUGUUUAUCCAAAGUAACAGCAGCCUUUUGGAUAAUAGCAGCGGUGGUGGUGGUGGUGGUGGUAGUGGUGAGGGCGGUGGCGGCGGCAGUAGCAGUAGCGAAGGUGGCGAAGGCGUUAGCGUAGGAGAUAGCAGUAGUACUAGCACUAGUUGUGCUGCUAGCGAAGGCGGCGGCAGCCAAGAAUUAAUAUAUCCGCACAGAUCUCAGCAAAGCGGUGAUGCGAAACCGACUACGUCGCGAGAAUUCAAUAACAAUAAUAGCAGCAUUAGUGCUGGAGCCAAAAGAUCAUUUAAUUUGAAUUUUCAUUUCGGUGGGCACGGCACAAAUAACAAUAAUAAUCCCAGUAAUCGUAAACUUUUAAACGUUAUGGGGCCGGGAGAAAAUUUUUGGAAUUCCGUUGCCUCAAAUACAUCAUUAACCUAUUCGGCAUCUUCUUCUUCGACGUCCUCAACUACGUCAGCUUCUCCAACGGCCUUAGCUUCAUCUUCAACGCUUUCCUCGGAAGUUAGUGGACCCGGUACAGUACAAAGGAUAUUCACCGCUAAUAAUGGCAUUAAAGAUAAAAACGAAUUGAUUUUAGUCACUGGCGGCUCCGCUAGUAAUGGUUUUGCGGAGGGAAUGCUAACUGUUCAACGUAAAUCCAACUGUAAAUCGGACGUGAAUGAUUCAAGGAAUAAAAAUGGACCUCAAACAUUCCUCAAUGCACCCGAUAAUGAUGAUGAACUUAUUAAACAACUGCCAAAGGAAAUUUUAUUACGUAUAUUUUCAUAUUUGGAUGUGGUUUCAUUAUGCAGAUGCGCCCAAGUCUGCAAAUAUUGGAACAUACUUGCCUUAGAUGGAUCCUGUUGGCAGAAAGUCAAUCUAUUUGAUUUUCAACGUGAUAUUGGGGGACCCGUCAUUGAAAAUAUAUCGGUACGUUGUGGAGGAUUUUUAAAAUUUCUUUCUCUACGUGGUUGCCAAUCGGUGGGAGAUAAAUCUAUACAAUAUUUAGCUGAACACUGCCACAACAUAGAACAAUUGGAUUUAUCUCAAUGCAAAAUAAUUACUGACAUUUCAAUUGAAUCGAUAAGUCAUUACUGUUCAAAAUUAACCUCAAUCAAUUUAGAAUCAUGUUCUAAUAUAACCGACAACAGUUUAAAAUCCAUUUCGGAUGGUUGUUUGAAUUUGUUAGAAAUCAAUGUUUCGUGGUGUCAUUUGAUAACGGAAAAUGGUGUUGAAGCUUUAGCGCGCGGUUGUACAAAAUUAAGAAAAUUCUGCAGUAAAGGUUGUAAAUUGGUGAACGAUAAUGCCAUCUCUUGUUUGGCUAAAUUUUGUCCAGACCUAAUGGUGCUCAACUUACACAGCUGUGAGAAUAUUACCGACUCAUCGAUACGACAAAUAGCCAAUAAUUGCCCGAAACUACAGAAAUUAUGCGUUUCAAAAUGUGCCGAACUGACCGAUCUCUCUCUAAUGGCACUCUCCCAAAAUAAUCCUUUUUUGAAUACCCUUGAAGUAUCCGGCUGUCGCAAUUUCACCGAUUUAGGCUUUCAGGCAUUGGGUAAAAAUUGCAAAUAUUUAGAACGUAUGGAUCUAGAAGAGUGCAAUCAAAUUACCGACUUAACAUUGGCUCAUUUGGCAACUGGUUGCCCAAGUCUCGAAAAAUUGACUUUAUCCCACUGUGAGCUAAUAACGGACGAUGGAAUACGCCAGUUAGCCGCCGGAAGUUGUGCAGCUGAAAGUUUAUCCGUCCUCGAAUUGGAUAAUUGUCCUCUUAUAACGGAUCGUACAUUAGAGCAUUUAGUUUCUUGUCAUAAUUUACAAAGAAUUGAGCUAUUCGACUGCCAAAUGAUUACCAGGGCAGCCAUACGCAAAUUAAAGCAACAUCUACCAAAUAUUAAGGUACAUGCUUAUUUUGCCCCAGUCACACCGCCACCAGUUACUACUGGACAUCGACCAAGGUAUUGUCGUUGUUGUGAGAUUCUCUGAGAUUCAGCCAUUGGCUUUGCCCGUAAAUUACUGUGCAAAGGCCCCAAGGACUGAUGUCUGUAUAUAUUUGCGAGCACGUUAUUGAUUGUCUUAACAAUAAUCAUGGCUUCGCUGUUCCUGAUGUACAUCUGUACAGCGAUUUAUAAUUUUAUUUAGAAGAGAGAGACAAAAAUCACAAAAUAAUCGAAA